Didymella exigua CBS 183.55 is the source of this 2057-nucleotide messenger RNA. Its product is annotated as MFS general substrate transporter. Gene Ontology annotation, biological process: transmembrane transport. The coding region runs from base 316 to 1893 and encodes 525 amino acids. Gene Ontology annotation, molecular function: transmembrane transporter activity. The record is from RefSeq and is a predicted model, not a curated record. The transcript has a single exon. NCBI's taxonomy places the organism in Eukaryota, Fungi, Ascomycota, Dothideomycetes, Pleosporales, Didymellaceae.
GCUGAGGGCUCCCAUGCAACUUAGCAGCUCAUGGCCUCCUUGUUGCUCGGGACUUGAGCAUGACCGUCCGCCCGACCGUCCGCCCUCGCGUCUACGAAAAGACCGAAAAUGGUUUAUGCGGCGCGGCGUUCUGGUUCUAUCCUUCGCAUCCGUCAAUCCCAAUUUAGUAACCUUUAUAAACCAUUCUCAGCCGAAGCCAUUUCCAUCAUCAGUCCGGCUAUCUAGGGGUCCAUUAUUUACAGACGAUGGGAAGCCGCGGAAGAAUUUUGAUCUUGGACGUACCUGCUUCCUCCACCCUCACCAGCGCCAUUCAUCAUGGAGAAACUCGAACGCUUCCUUUCGCGGCCAACUGCCAAGCCAUACAAGACUAGCGACCUCGAAGCCUCUGAGGAGAUUCACCUCAACAGGGACGGGCUCCUGGAAUUCAGCCCUGACGACAUCGAGAACCCUAUAAAUUGGUCGACCACCCGACGAUGGUACAUCACCUGUAUAGCUAUCAUCCUCGUCCUGAAUGCCACCUUCGCGUCGUCCAGCCCAUCUGGCGCGCUGGGUUCCAUCGCAAAUGAUCUACAUGUCUCGACCGAAGCUGGCGCGCUUGUUAUCACCUUGUUCCUUCUGGGAUACUGCGCCGGUCCAUUAGUAUUUGCGCCGCUGUCAGAGUUUUUCGGUCGCAGAUAUGUCUUCUACGUCACGUUUACUCUGUACCUGACAUUCAACUUCCUCUGCGCUUUCGCGCCCAACUUCGGUGCGCUACUUGUGGGGCGGUUCUUCGCAGGCAUAUUCGCUAGUGCGCCACUCUCCAACGCGGGUGGUGUGCUCGCUGACAUCUGGGGUCCUUUGGAACGAGGCAAUGCCAUGGCUGUCUUUUCUAUGGUAACAUUCAUCGGACCGGCACUUGGACCCGUCAUAUCAGGCUUUCUGGAGCUGAAGAAGAACUGGAGGUGGUCCUUCUAUGUUCUCCUCUGGAUGGGUGGCAUCACCGAGCUGUUGAUGUUCACGCUCCCGGAGACACUGCCCGCAAUUGUGCUCCGCAACAAAGCAAAGCGCCUCAGAGCCUUGAAGAUUCCGGGGUACGAGAACGUUAGGGCGCCAGUCGAGGUCACAGACAGGACUCUCCAGUCUCUGUUCCGCGCCGCGCUCAUUCGACCUUGGAAAAUCCUCAUCGACCCCAUCGCGUUCGCCGUCGCCAUAUAUCUCACAGUCGUAUACGCGCUACUUUAUAUGCUUUUCACCAUCUAUCCUAUCGUCUUUCAAGAGCGGCGAGGCUGGAACUCCGGCGUGGGCGAGCUGCCGCUGUUGGGGACCGCCAUCGGUGCCGUCAUCGGCGGAAGCAUCAUCUUCGCAAAUACAGCCAGAGAGAGGAAAAAAGUGGAGUCAGGCUACAAGCUUGUUCCCGAAGACCGACUUCCUGUCGCCAUGAUCGGAGGCAUCGUAUUUCCCAUCACCAUGUUCUGGUUCGCUUGGUCUGGAGAGUACAACAGCGUCCACUGGAUCGUCCCCACUUUGGCCGGCGUCUUCCUUGCGACUUCUAUCCUGCUAGUGUUCGUUGCGUAUCUUAAUUAUCUAACAGACGCUUACAUCGGUUUUGCCGCGAGCGCAUUAGCAGGAAAUACUGUUGUGCGCUCAGCCGCUGGAGCCGCUGCGCCCUUGUUCACCCCGUACAUGUUUAAGGCCUUGGGCGUUGGCGGUGGUGGCUCUCUCAUCGGCGGACUGGCCUGCCUGCUUGCGCCCAUCCCUUUCAUCUUUUACAAAUAUGGUGGGCCGAUUAGGGAGCGUUCUAAGUUCGCGCGGGAACCAAAUAGAGAUUCUGAGCCGAUUACGUCUGAGCCGAUCGCAUCUGAGCUGAGUGUCUUGGACAGGAGCGAUGACUCGGAUCGUAAGAGCGAGACCUGAUGGAAGUGUGCUUACGCCCGCCCGUUGAGACUCAAGGCGCGACAGGCACAGGCGGUUUCAUUGCGACAACGCGUCAGAACUACUGCUUUUAUAGACAUUUAACGUACUUCACGGGUGAGCUGAUCUUUUACUAGGGAAAAUCAAUAAUCUACGGCUCUAUCUCU